UGGGCCAGUUGAUGAGAGAAUUCGUCAUCUCAGAAAAGCCGAAAAAAAGCGGAAGCCCAAAGAUUGACCAAGGCCCAUCAAUAGGAAGUUUACAUUCAGACCGAGGAAAGUGCUUUGUUGAAGAAAGGUGGUGGUCUGGUCUGGUCUGUUCUCUGUGUAAAAAACAAAGAAAUGAGUGAUAGCGGUGGCGGUGGCGGUGGCGGUGGCGGUGGACGUAAAUGGUGGAAAAUAGCGGUGGUGGUAAUAGCAGCAAUAGGAGUGAGGGAGCUGAGCAAAAGGUACGGAUGGGACAAGGAAGGAGCAAUGAAGGUGUUAGGAGAAUGGUCGGAUCGCAUGGGUGUGUGGGCCAUGCCCGCAUACGUUGGGGUCCACACUCUCACUCUGGCGCUGUGCUUGCCUUACGCUGUUUUCAUGGAGGCCACUGCUUCUCUAAUCUUCGGCUUCUUCCCUGCUGUUGUCUGCGUCUUCUCCGCUAAGGUCCUCGGCGCUUCCCUCUCCUUCUGGAUCGGAAGGUUAGUAUUCAGGAGCUCAAGUUCAGCAAAAGAAUGGGUCCAGAAAAACAAGUACUUCCAUAUCCUUUCCAAAGGAGUUGAGCGUGAUGGUUGGAAAUUUGUCCUCCUUGCUCGCUUCUCACCCAUGCCCUCAUAUGUCAUAAAUUAUGCCCUUGCUGCCACCAGAGUUGGGUUCAUUGUGGAUUUUCUUCUGCCAACAGUGAUUGGAUGCCUGCCAAUGAUCAUGCAGAACACAUCCAUUGGCAGCCUUGCUGGUGCCGCUGUUGCUUCGGCAUCUGGUUCUCAGAAAUCUCAGGUUUGGUCAUACCUUUUUCCUGCACUUGGGAUCAUAUCAAGCAUUUUUAUUUCCUUGAGAAUCAGAAAGUACUCUACUGAUAUCUCAUUGGCUGAAGUGUCUCCCAGUGAGCAUGUUCAUGACUCUAAAAAUGAUGGCUCAUUGCAAAACUUGUCUGGUGAGGUAGGAAGUGAAGGCCUGAAAAAGAAUCAAUGAUGACAGUUUUUUUAAACUAUGGUUUUUUUAUGCAAUAUAUUUUUUUUGUUCCCGUGACUGAUGAUUUGUGGUUGGGAAUGCAUUGUGUUCUAAAUGUGGCUGAAGUGUCUCCCAGUGAGCAUGUUCAUGACUCUAAAAAUGAUGGCUCAUUGCAAAACUUGUCUGGUGAGGUAGGAAGUGAAGGCCUGAAAAAGAAUCAAUGAUGACAGUUUUUUUAAACUAUGGUUUUUUUAUGCAAUAUAUUUUUUUUGUUCCCGUGACUGAUGAUUUGUGGUUGGGAAUGCAUUGUGUUCUAAAUGUUUAAUGUGCCUGUUUGGCAUUAUUGUAGGAAGUAGAGUUUUAGUAAUAGAUUUUGCGAUGUAGAACAUGAACUGUGAAUUUAGAGUUUUUUGGUUCAA
Quercus robur (English oak) is the source of this 1400-nucleotide messenger RNA. RefSeq lists its product as uncharacterized. Gene Ontology annotation, cellular component: membrane. The coding region runs from base 172 to 1002 and encodes 276 amino acids. Lineage: Eukaryota; Viridiplantae; Streptophyta; Magnoliopsida; Fagales; Fagaceae. The transcript has 2 exons. The record is from RefSeq and is a predicted model, not a curated record.